Messenger RNA from Microplitis mediator, 1118 nucleotides. Its product is annotated as NADH-cytochrome b5 reductase 2-like. Gene Ontology annotation, molecular function: oxidoreductase activity; FAD binding. Lineage: Eukaryota; Metazoa; Arthropoda; Insecta; Hymenoptera; Braconidae. The transcript is spliced from 4 exons. Gene Ontology annotation, cellular component: mitochondrion. The record is from RefSeq and is a predicted model, not a curated record. The coding region runs from base 148 to 1053 and encodes 301 amino acids.
UUUUUCCUGUUGAGUGAAUGGAGGCCUUGGAAUUAAUCAUAAAAGUAGUGAGCAAUGACGAUAUAUGAAUCAGUUGUAUAAGUUAUUUAUCUAUUGCGUACUUGCUCUAGUAAAUCAUAGAAAAAAAAAAAAACUUUAUUUUGUAAAAUGAAGACUCAGAUAUUGGCAGUUGUGGGAGCUGUGGGCUCAAUAAUAAUAGGAGUCACAAUAAAUUAUUUGAUUCGUAAAAGAAAACAGGCGCCAAUUUUGCUGGAGGAUCCGUCGAAAAAAUACAAGCUGCCGUUGAUCGAAAAGGAAACAAUAAGUCACGACACCAGGAGGUACAGAUUCGGGCUACCGACUAGUCAGCACGUGCUUGGACUCCCUCUCGGCCAGCAUAUCAAGUUGUCUGCUGAAAUAAACGGGGAAGUGGUUUCGCAUUCUUACACUCCAGUUUCCAGCGACGACGACCACGGGUUCGUUGAUUUGGUCAUCAAGGUUUACUUCAAGAAUGUGCACCCAAAGUUCCCAGAGGGGGGUAAGUUGACCCAGUACAUAGAGAACAUGAAACUCGGGGAGGAAAUUGACGUUUUUGGACCCGUUGGAAGGUUAUUUUAUCGAGGCUAUGGUAAUUUUGCAAUCAAAAGAUCUAGAACCGAUCCAACAUUAGAUUUCCACACCGUCAACAAGGUUGUAAUGAUUGCUGGAGGUUCUGGAAUAGCUCCAAUGCUCCAGUUGAUACGCGCCAUCAUGAAGGAUCCUUCGGACUCGACCAAAGUCUCACUCUUGUUCGCAAAUCAAUCGGAAAAAGACAUUUUGCUGCGCGAGGAAUUGGAGGAAGUGCUUGAAAAUCACCCAAAUAAAUUCCAACGCUGGUACACCGUCGACGUCGGCAGCGACGGCUGGAAGUUCUCGACAGGUUACAUCACCGCCGAGAUGAUAAGUGCCCACAUGUACCCUCCCGCAGAAGACACAAUCGUUCUAGUCUGUGGCCCUCCGGCCAUGAUCAAAAACGCCUGCACCCCAAAUCUCGACAAGUUGGGCUACGAUAAUAAAUUACGCUACAUAUAUUAAUUUAUAAUCAUUUUUUAUUAUUAUUUAUGUAAAAAAUAUGUAAUAACAUUUUUUUUAUAAUGAAA